CUGCCCUUCAUAGUGCUCGCAAGUGAGAGGAAGAGAGAGUGACAUUCGCUACACCUACUGCGUAGUGUUGGACUUGUUUUGUGUAUUUACAUUGAGGAGGCAGACGGGACAAGAGCGCCAAGAUGGUGGGCACCAAGACGACCAAGACGGUGACGGUACAGAGGCGCGGCACCUUCGGCGACGACCCCUUCUUCAAGGACUCGUUGCAGGAGUGGGAGGAGGCCAUGAAGAAGGUGGUGGACCGGUGGGACGACGCGGGCACAACCACUACCACCACCACCACCACCAAGCCCGAGACACGCACUGUAUACCGCCAGAUCCGCUCCUCGAAUGUUACUUCUGACGACACCCAGGCUGUCUCCUGCACCGAGGAGGAUGAUAAGUACAAGAUGAUGGUCGACGUCAAGGACUUCAAGCCUGAGGACAUCAACGUGAAGAUCGUGGACGACACGGUGGUGGUGGAGGGCAAGAUAGAGAAGAAAGAAGGGAACGCCGUGUCGACGCAGAUGUUUACUCGGAGAUUCAUUCUCCCGCCUUCCAUUAACCUCAACGGUGUGUCUUCGGCCCUCUCUCGCGACGGUGUCCUCACCAUCAACGCCCCCAAGCUGGCGAGCCACGUGACCAGUCGUCAGCGAAAUGUUCCCAUCACCUCCGGCGCCAAGAACGGCUCAACCACCUUCACCAGCAGGCCGAGCGGCUUCACUCCGAGCACCUCGGACCAGCACACCGGGUCAGACAAGCGCUACCUCUCCCACACUCCCCUGCACGAGAAUGCUGCCAAGGGCGCCGCCCACACGCCCCUCCACACUGAAGUCGUCGAGCACUCCUCGCGCGACCACUGGACCUCCUUCAACGACAUGGUGGAGAAAUCUCAGCGGGAAAUGGAAGACAUGAUGCGUCGCCACUCGCUGAAAUCCAGUGUGGAGCCGACGGCGUCAGUCUCCACCAGUCUAGACGUUUCUAAGCCAUCUAGCGCCCUGGUUCGACCCCCUGCGGGAGUGUCCACGAGUCAUGACGUGAUCACCGCGGGAAAGAACGUGACGGAGCGCAAGGAGCAGCGCUGGGAGGACAAACCUGCGCCCGGCGUCACCCGUACCAACCGCAUCCUGAACGAGAACACCGAGUUGAAGGGCGCUGAUGGGUCUGUUGUGGGUAGCAAGAAGCGCUCGGAGCAGGAGAGUCACGCCGAGGGCUCCAACGAGCAGGUUCUCCCCGACGGCACCAAAAAGCGAACCUUCACUAAAAACUAUGAGACCCGCAAGGUGUACAGCUUCAACACCAGCGACCCCAAGGCCUUGUGAGUGAGCCGGCCUGGACACGUAGAGAACUGGAUACAUACACGAACGACCCCAAGGCCUUGUGAGUGAGCCGGCCUAGACACGUAGAGAACUGGAUACAUACACGAACGACCCCAAGGCCUUGUGAGUGAGCCGGCCUAAACACGUAGAGAACUGGAUACAUACACGAACGACCCCAAGGCCUUGUGAGUGAGCCGGCCUAGACACGUAGAGAACUGGAUACAUACACGAACGACCCCAAGGCCUUGCCAGCAAGCCAGCCUGGACACGUAGAGAACUGGAUAAAUACAUGUGUAGCGUCCAUGAUACAUAUGCUAGAGUCCGUGGCACUCUAGCAGGGCGUCAGCAGGACCAGACUAGGGCGUAGAGUGCGGCUGCUGACUCACGCUGACCAAGUUCACAGCUGACUGUCUCUCACUCCAAAACUACAACACUAAUUUUAUUUAUUUGAUGCAUUUUGAAAUGUCUUACAGUUCUGCAAAGAUUAUAUCCAUAUACGGUACGCUUUCAACAUAUUUGUACAAAACAAUUGAGUGGGAAACAUUGUAAAUUGCUAAUUUGCCCAUUAACACAUACAUGUACAUUGUGUAUUAAAUUCCAAACGUUAUUUUUAUAUAAAAUAAAAUACCAUUUAAAUCA
Molecule: messenger RNA, 1937 nt
Organism: Procambarus clarkii (red swamp crayfish)
Lineage: Eukaryota; Metazoa; Arthropoda; Malacostraca; Decapoda; Cambaridae
Biological process (GO): response to heat; protein refolding
Cellular component (GO): cytoplasm; nucleus
Source: RefSeq, a predicted model, not a curated record